This is a messenger RNA of Anarrhichthys ocellatus (wolf-eel), 1798 nucleotides long. Its product is annotated as transmembrane protein 198-like. Gene Ontology annotation, cellular component: plasma membrane. The coding region runs from base 286 to 1293 and encodes 335 amino acids. NCBI's taxonomy places the organism in Eukaryota, Metazoa, Chordata, Actinopteri, Perciformes, Anarhichadidae. The record is from RefSeq and is a predicted model, not a curated record. The transcript is spliced from 5 exons.
GGCUCACCCACAGCUCACAGAGGGACCAGCACAGACUCCUGACAGCUCGCUCCAUGUUGGGUUUACAUGAAUUGACAAACUACCACUGAACUCUCUGCUGAAGCUCACAUUUACUCUGUGAAGAUAUGCCUCAAUCCAGGUGCACAACAGGAAGCAGUUCAGCACAAGUUCUUCAUUCAGGAGCUUCCUCUUUCCCUGAAUGCCACAUGCAGGAUGUUCUGGUUUCCCUCCUUCAAUGAACAAAGAACAACCUGCACAAAGCAGUAGAAGUAAUAAUCCUUCAAGAUGGCUGUCACUUCACUCAAUAUUAAUCAGGACCCAGGAGCUGGCCUGGUUGAGGUGAACAUAUGUAUGCUUGAGAUUAAUAUCAAGUAUGAAAUCAUCUCAUCUGUUGUCUGCUCUGUUUGCCUUUCAUUCGGCCUCAUCUUCACCUUUUUCGGAUACCGCUGCUUCAAGAUGGUCAUGUUCUUCUCUGGCUUCAUGUUUGGCGCGACAACCAUUCCCUUGUUGUACCACAAGGAGCCCGUGUUGGGCGCCCAUUUGGGGCCAGAGACGAAGGCAGGGAUCGGCCUGGGCGUGGGUGUGCUCUGUGGGCUGAUGACCAUGCUGGUGUCCACAAUGGGACUCCUCCUCAGCGGGCUGCAGCUGGGGAGCCUGCUCUCCCUCGCCAUCCUGGUGGUCAUCGGACAGUUUCACAGCCUUACUCCAGCGUGGGUGCCUCUCACUGUUGUGCUGGCUGCCAGCAUCUCCGCUGCUCUCUUCACUCUGAAGUGGCAGAAACUGUUCACCAUCAUCUACACAUCUGUGUUCGGUGCCUCCGCCGUGAUGCUGUGUGUGGAUUACCUGGUGGGGACGUUUACGCUGCCAGAUCAGGUGUAUGAUGUGUUUUGCCAAGUUGCCCCAAGUCCACUCUGCUGGUUUAACUGGGCGAUUGCUGGGAUCUGGCCUGUUAUGGGUCUGAUGGGUGUGUUGGUGCAGUGGGGUUUUACUGCCAAAGGAGUAUCACACACAGAUGCUGCAUACAAAAAACACAAGAAACAUGUGAAGAAGCACAGAUAUAAAGAGUUAAGGAGAAGACCUCAACCACAUCGUCGGCGCAGGCCUCCACCGCUGAAACGCUACGCUGGGGACGUCCUGGCGCCAAGUUAUCUCCAGAGCCUUCAGGAGCGCCAGGUGGAAACAGGCUCCUCCAGCAGCAGCGUCAGCGCCGUCAGACAUACUCUAAUUGACUUUGACUUUGAGACGGGCUCAAUGGUGCCUUUGACUGCUGCCUCGCCUGCCUAUACAGUCUGAAGAAACACAGCAUCGGAUGUUUGUGACCUAUCUGAUGAAUCCAUUACGUGUUACGCCGAUAGAUCAAAGAUUUCUUUGAAAUCUGCACUUAAUACAAAAACAAUUCAACCUGUUUUCGACUACCAGUGUUAAUCCACUUUAACCGGCUUCUUCAGAUAAUCCUCGAGAUGCGCACGGUGAGAUUUCAGAUCCUCGGAGAUCAUCCCCAGAAUGAUGACAACACAACAUGCACAGUCAUCAGACUCGUCAUCAUCGCUUCCUUUAAAUAGUUUUAUCUCACCGAAACUUUGUGUUUUACAGUUGAGCUGUUUUCUUUCACAUGAUGGAAUAAUACUUUUUAAUUCUCCAAAUACUAUGUACCAUGUCUCUAGAUACGGUUGUGUUGUAAAUUGAAGUUAAAGUAUUACAGUUAUAAACAACUAAUUCAUGUAUGCAAUUAAAUUUAGUAGAUACAUCCGAAAAGUGGGGAAUGUUCGGACAAACAACCAAUAAACUAGUGAUUUGA